Messenger RNA from Dioscorea cayenensis subsp. rotundata (Guinea yam), 5443 nucleotides. RefSeq names its product histone-lysine N-methyltransferase SUVR5-like. The record is from RefSeq and is a predicted model, not a curated record. Gene Ontology annotation, molecular function: protein binding. Lineage: Eukaryota; Viridiplantae; Streptophyta; Magnoliopsida; Dioscoreales; Dioscoreaceae.
UGAUAAAAUCGAUAGACAUAGAUUGUCAAACUGAAAGCAGCAUCAAAACCCCUUCCUGAUCCCUAACCCUAAUUCGUCCAAACUACUCCUUUCUCCCCCUCCUAAAAUCGAGUCCUUUGCGUCGCUGUUCCCCCAAUUUGCAAGCCCAUCACGACUAUGGUGGUUGUUGCAGGAGGAGAUCGGCAUUACAGAUUGAUGAUCUAGGUUGAUGAGGGCCGGGGAUUUCAGAAAAGCUGUGGCAUUUUAUGGCAUUUGGAUCAUCAGUGGAUAAUCAUGUCAGUGCUCUCUUUGUCAGAAGUUCAAUAUAUUGGGGAGCAGAAUCCAGGAGUAAAGCCAAUGGAUGAUGUUGUUGAAGAACACAUGAUGCUGCAAGUAGAGCAUCCACAGCAAAGAGCUGUUGACAAACUAGCAUUCACUAUUCAUGACAGGAAACAGAUUGUACCUGACGAUUAUUAUCAACGGAGAGCUUGUGAUGUUGACCAACCAAAUGAUUCUAAUGGGAAUGUGGACACUCUGACCAAACUUGACUGUGCUCAAGGAAACUCUGUAAAUGUAAAUGGCUUCCUUGCUGCUGUGAACCCCUUGUCGAAAGUUAAAUGUUGUAAACUAUCACAAGGAGAUGAAAGAUUAAAUAAAAGCACUGAGGGAAAUACUAACUUCAUAAAAAAUAAUUCCUUUUACCAGGAGGUUUGUGAUCUUUCAAAUGGUAGCAUGGAGGAAGAAGCCAUCUCCCUUAAAAAUGAAAGCAAUACAGACAAAUCUGAACAACUCAAGGGGGAAGAAUUGGCCCCCGUUUGUGUUUCACAAAACAAUUUAGACCACAGCUACACUGGACGAGAACAAGGACUGGAGGUAGCGAGUGGUAUUUGUGGAGCUUGCAACUAUGUGGUACAUUUAGUGGGGGACAGAGUAAAUCAGACAAAUGAAAACAAGGAUGGUUCUCAGGUAUCCAGUGACAUGGACCUCCUCAGAAGUGCUACUUCUGAUUCUUGUAGGGAGGAAGAGGACCAGAAUACUACUGUAUGUGAGCCAUCAGAUCUUGCCAGUUCAAUUGAUUAUGAACAAGGCAUUUUAUCUUUGCAGUGUCAAGAUUGUAAAUCUUUCACUUCCAGCAAGGACUAUCACCUUUCAAAGGAAAAGGUGGGUGACAAGGUCCAAGAUAACAAUCUAGUGGGAGAAAUUGGCCCUUCAGGAGUGGAAUUUCCUGCUGAAGAACAACCUGUCGCACUCUGGGUGAAGUGGAGAGGGAAAUGGCAAACCGGAAUCCUAUGUCCAAGGGUUGACUGUCCUUUACCAACUUUGAGGGCAAAGCCUACUCAUGAGAGGAAAAAUUACUUUGCAAUUUUCUUUCCUCGUACCAGGACAUAUUCUUGGGCAGAUAUGCUACUUGUUCGUUCAAUUGAUGAGUUGCCAGAACCUCUUGUUUAUGGUACUCAUCGUAAAUGGAGGAAGUUGGUUAAAGACUUGACUGUUCCACGCCGUUAUAUCAUGCAAAAACUUGCUGUUGCGAUGCUAAAUAUCAAUGACCGGCUACAUACAGAGGCUGUAGUUGAGCAUGCUCGGAAAGCUACAACAUGGAAGGAAUUUGCAGUGGAAGCAUCUCGCACCAGAGAUUAUUCUGAUCUUGGAAGGAUGCUAUUGAAGCUUCAAACUGUAUACUUCUCAUAUUUGUAUAGUUUAUUGUAUGCCUGGUCAACUUCAACUUUUGUUGCUAUUUCUGGCCUUCACUGCUUUGAUUUCUGCCAGCUUUGGUUGAAUGCCUCUUUUAACUCAUGGGCACAAAGAUGUCAGAGUGUACACAGUGCAGAGACUGUUGAAAUACUAACAGAGGAGUUAUUCGAUUCUGUUUUGUGGAAUGAGGUGGAGGAGCUUCGGAAUGCCCCUGUUCAACCAGAUAUAGGCCCUGAGUGGAAAACUUGGAAGCAGGAGGUCAUGAAAUUCUUCUCCACUGCAUACCCAAGAGCUGGUAAAUUGGACACAGAGCGGAAGAAUGAUGACAGUUCUUUAACUAUGGGAAUUCAAAUUAGUAGGAAGCGUCCUAAGCUUGAAGUACAACAAGCUGAUAAAUCUGUUUCUGCAAGUUUAUUAUCUGAGCCCACCAAGUUGGAUGCUGAUUCUGGGCAUUCCAAUUGUCAGGGCAUUGUAAAAUAUGUUCCAACAGGUGCCGCCCAGGAUAAUGUAAUUCCUGGUCUGGCUGCUGUAGAAGGUUCUAGCACAAUGAGUGACACUUUUAAUGAGAUCGGUGUUGAAGAUGAAAGCAUCCAAUUUGCACAGGGUUCAUUUGCAAGUGGGGCAUGCAACAAGACUGCCAUGGUAAAUUCACAUCAUAGUCCUGAUGCGAUGAAAUAUAGGCAAUGUUCAGCCUUUAUAGAAGCCAAGGGAAGACAGUGUGGACGGUGGGCAAAUGAUGGUGAUAUCUUCUGUUGUGUGCAUUUGAAUUCUCGUUCUGUGGGAAAGCCUAAUCAGGAAGAACAUAACACUCCUUUGGAAGCACCAAUGUGUGAAGGUACAACAACUAAUGGCAACAAAUGCAAGCAUCGAGCCCGAUAUGGUUCAGCAUUUUGCAAGAAACACCGUAGCCAGGAAAUUAAUGAUCCCAUGGUUGUUAAUGAUCUCUCAUAUUCCUGUGUUAAUGAGCUCAAGAGAAAGCAUGAUCAUAGCACUGCCCUGGAACACCUUCCAAGUCCGGUCACUAUUUCUGAGAAAAAUUUCGGUUGGGCUGGUGAGGCACAAACUUCUUUGCAAGAGAACCUGAUCCCAGUAAUGGUGGAAGAAACCUUGGAUGAGAGAAAUUGUUUAAUGAAGAAAUCUGAACUAAGCAGUGCUUUACCUUCUACUGCAAGUGCCACUAGUCUUGAUUUACCACUGUGCAUUGGACAUUAUGGCCGCAUUAAUGGUGAACAGUGCCUGGAGGUUGCUAAGAGACACACCUUGUAUUGUGAAAAACAUCUCCCAAAAUUUCUCAAACGUGCAAGGAAUGGGAAGAGUCGACUGGUAUCGAAAGACGUAUUUCUUGAUCUUUUCAGGAAUUGCUCUUCAAGGAAACAAAAACUAUACCUACAUCAAGCAUGUGAACUUCUAUAUGGGUUCAUGAAAAGCAAUCUAUCCCACCAAAAGGCAGUUCCUAAGGAUGACAGCAUGGGAUGGGUAUUAUCAGAAGCUUCUGUUGAUCAACAUGUAGGGGAGUAUUUAUUGAAGCUGGUGUCAAGUGAGACGGAAAAAAUAACUAGGAUUUGGGGGUUUGGUGCAGACAAGGUUAACCAAGUACCUUCUUCCAAAGCUAUAGUGCAUGACCUUCUAGUUCAUGAUGGUGAUCAGUCUGAGACGACUGUAAGGUGCAAAAUUUGUACUGAGAAAUUCUCUGACAAUCAAAAACUGAGUUUACAUUGGACUGAGAUCCAUAAAAAAGAAUUGCGGUGGCUUUUUUUAGAGGGUUUGCUUUGUUCAAUUUGCAUGAACUCCUUCACAAACAGAAAAGUUUUUGAAACUCAUGUGAAAGAGAAACAUGGGAUGCAAUUCCUUGGACAUUCUGUCCUGCUUCGGUGUAUGUCAUGCAAUAGCCAUUUUCCAAGUUCAGAUCAGUUAUGGCAGCAUGUUCUCUCUUUCCAUUCUUCAGAGCUCUGUCAGCAAGAUCUCAGUCAACAGCAAUGUAGGGUCGUGACUGAAGCUGAUCAACCUGAUUCUGAGCUGUGCAAUAAGGUCUGCCAGGACAAGAGUGCCUUCGAGAAAGAUGAGGGCUCCCAAAGAUUUGUUUGCAGAUUCUGUGGCUUGAAGUUUGAUCUUCUACCAGAUCUUGGCCGUCACCAUCAAGUAGCUCAUAUGAGCCACUUUACAUCGAAGAGGGGAAAUAAUCAUCUCAGACGAGGUAGGCACUGCUAUCCUAGACUCAAGCGAAGUUUUGAUGCGGCUUUUAGAAUUAAGAAUCGCAGUAACUUGGGCACACAAAAGCAGUUUGAGUCUUCUAACUCAGUCAUAGCUGCAAGGGCAAGGUUACAAACUCAAGCAUCUGAAACAGCUAGUCUUGGAAGGCUGCUAGACUCUCAUUGCUCAGAUGUUGCAUUGACCUUAUUUUCUGAGAUCCAGAAAACAAAGCCUCGGCCUAGUAACCUUGAGAUUCUUUCUACUGCUCGCACUGCUUGCUGCAGGACUAGCCUCAGCGCUGCUGAAAUUAAGUAUGGUUUGCUGCCAGAAAAUCUUUGCUUGAAGGCAGCUAAACUUUGUAGUGAACUGAAUACUCCAGUAGAUUGGCACCUAGAGGGGUUUAUUUGUCCCAAAGGAUGUAGACCUCUUACACUGCCUCAUUCUUUACCCCCUCUCAAGCCUGCUACUGGUCCAUUCAUCAAAUCUUCUAGUCAUAUGGAGUUGGUGAAUAUUGCUGAGUGGGAGAUGGAUGAAUGCCAUUAUGUUCUUGAUUCAAAGCAGUUCAUUUUGAAACCAGUUCAAAAACCCAAAAAUUUUUUGUGUGAGGAUUUGAGCUUUGGAAAGGAGCCUGUUCCAGUUGAUGUCAACACUGAUGUGUUAAAAACCUAUAUUGAUUGUCUAUCAUCAAUAGAAAGUUCUGGCUUAGCUUCAGAAACACCAAAAGCUCUUGCUUGUUUUUUUUUUCCCAGUAGUUUUCAUAUUCACUUGGUUAAUUUUUGCAGGAGGGCUAUCUUGUUUAUGAGUGCAACUCCAUGUGUAAAUGCGACUCCUCAUGUUGUAACAGGAUCCUUCAAAAAGGGGUCCAAGUUAAGCUUGAAGUUUUUAGAACAGAAAAAAAAGGGCUGGGCUGUCAGAGCUGGAGAAACUAUACAUCGCGGUGCAUUUGUUUGUGAAUACAUUGGGGAAGUUCUGAGUGAUGUAGAGGCAAACAAGAGGGGACAGAGGUAUGAUAUUGAGGGAUGCAGCUACUUAUAUGAUAUUGAUGCUCACAUUGAUGAGGCAAAUGGCUUGAGUGGAAUGGUGCCUUAUGUGAUUGACGCCACACAUUAUGGGAAUGUUUCACGGUUUAUUAAUCACAGCUGUUCUCCAAACCUUGUGAAUUAUUUGGUGCUAGUGGAGAGCAUGGAUUGUCAACUUGCUCAUAUUGGUUUCUAUGCAAGUCGGGAUAUUUCCAUUGGUGAAGAACUUGCUUAUGACUAUCGAUACAAGUUGCUGCCAGGAGACGGAUGCCCAUGCCUCUGUGGAGCAUCGAACUGCAGGGGUCGUCUAAAUUAAAUUUUUCAUUGUCAUCGGCUGAAGUAUAUAUAUUGUUCCUGAAGAGAUUGACUUUGAUAAGUUGCUGUUCCUAGAGAUUGGGGAACCAUUGUUCCGAAAAAGGGUGAUCCUAAUCCAGAUCUAUUCAAGGAUCUGUGUCCAUAUAUCAACCUCAGGGGAUUGACAAAGUUACAGCAGCCUUUAGUUUGUGUUCAUAAUGAUUCAAUUAUUGUCUAGAGGCCUUCAAACUGGUGGCCUUUGUGUCCGA